AUGCGGGAAUACCGCAACCGAACCCGCAACGCAGACGAAGAGGUCAAAAAGCUCACCCGAAACCACGCCACCCAAACUGAGCGCAUCCGUGGUCUAAAAACGCGGCUUGAUGAAGCGGGUAUCAGCACCGACAACCUCGGCCGAAGUUCGCGAGAUCUGCGAACAAAAGAGGAUCGACUAAACACCACGCUUCAAGAGCAAAAACGCCUCCUUUCCGAAGUCGCCGAACGGCAACGCCGCCUAACGCAAGCCCGCGAUCGCUACCAAAAUGGCAUGACCAAUGUUGCCCGCGCCCAAGGCGUGGGUAUGGGCAUGUUCGGCACUGGUAUAGCGCAAGGUUACGCCGCUAGCCGUUUGCUUACCCCCGGCGUGGCCUGGGGCGAACAGAUGAGCACCCUACAAGCGGUAGGCCGCUUUAGUGCUGACGAUGAGCGCUACCAGGCGUUGCGUGAACAAUCACGCGAGCUGGGCGGCUCCACCGCGUUCAGUGCCACCGAAGUCGGCGGCGGCCAAGAGUUCUUGCUGCGAGCAGGGAUGAGCGCGGAAGCCAUUCAGGCCUCGAUGCGCGAUGUGCUCGAUCUCGCCCUGGCCAACAACACCGAGCUAGCCCGCGCGGCGGAUAUCGCCUCCAACAUCGCGGGCACCUUCAAAAUCGAUAUGGAAGCCGACGGCGCGAUGGCCCGCGUCGCGGAUAUCCUCUCCGGUACUGCCAGCCGCGCUAACGUCAAUCUGGAAAUGCUCGGCGAAACCAUGAAGUACCUGGGCGGCUCCGAAGACCUCGACCUCACCAUGGAACAAGCCGCCGCCAUGGCGGGCUUGAUGGGCAAUAUCGGCAUUCAAGGCAGCAUGGCCGGUACCGCCAUGCGCGCCAUGGCCAACCGACUGACCGAUCCCGCCAAGGCAGGCCGCGAUGCCAUGGAGCAACUGGGCCUGCAGGUAUCAGAUGCCAACGGCAAUAUGCGCGAUAUGCCCGACAUCCUCCGCGACAUCAACAACGCCACGCGGGAUCUCGGCAACGUCGAACGCCGAGCAUUGCUCUCCAAGAUCUUUGGCGCCGAAGCCGGUUCCGGCAUGACCGAGCUGGUCAAUGGGAUGGCCGACGGUGACUUGGAUGAGCUAAUAAACGCCCUACAAACCAACGCCGGUGAAAACGCCGAGAUGGCCCGCGUCUGUCUCUUAUACNGUUCGCCAAGCAUGAUCAACGGAAUCGCCAGCAUGGCCGGUGCACUACGCGACCAGGUCAUGGGCAUGGCGGCCAAUAUCGCCGGAUGGGUGCAAGAAGCGAUGGCCAGCGCCUGGGAUUCCAUCAGCGAUGGUGCCAGCCGCGCCAUGCAGUGGGGCCGGGACACAGCGGCCGGAAUGGGGCAAGGCAUCCGCGACGGUGCCAGCCGCGCAACCGAAAGCGCCGCCAACCUCGCCAACGAUGUCACCAGCACCGUGCGCGGUUGGUUGGAUAUCCACUCCCCCAGCCGCGUGUUUGCCACCAUUGGCGGCUACAUUUCCCAAGGCUUGGCCAACGGCAUUGAAAACGACGCCGACAGCCCCGUUAAGCAAGUAGAGCACCCCACGCUACCAGAGCUAAGCGCACCAGAGAUUCAGCGCCCAGAACUGCCACAAAUGCCCCGCUUGAUGAGCGAGGUGGCAACACCCGAAACGCCCACGUUGGAUGCACUACGCAUCGAACGGCCGGAGCUGCCCCCACUCCCCAGCCUGAGCGCGUUACAGAUCCACGCUCCCGACCUGCCGCGCCUGUAUAGCGAGGUGGCCACGCCAGAGACACCCACACUUGAUGCGCUGCGCAUCGAGCGGCCAACGUUUCCCUCAUUACCCAGCCUGGGCGCGUUAGAGAUCCAGCAGCCUGCGUUGCCGGAAAUACCUACGCUCUAUAGCGAGGUGACCACGCCAGAGAUCCCCACGCUGGAUGCAAUGCGCAUCGAGCAGCCAACGAUGCCCGAGCUGGGCGCGUUACAGAUCCAGCAGCUCCCGUUGCCAGAAAUGCCCCGCCUGAUAAGCGAGGUGGCCACACCAGAAACGCCCACGUUGGAUGCACUACGCAUCGAACGGCCGCAGUUGCCCGCAUUACCCGAGCUGGGUGCGUUAGAGAUCCAGCAGCCCGCGUUGCCAGAAAUACCUACGCUCUAUAGCGAGGUGGCCACGCCAAAAAUCCCCACGCUGGAUGCAAUGCGCAUCGAGCAGCCAACGCUGCCCGCUUUAACCAGCCUGGGCGCGUUGCAGAUCCAACCGCCCACGUUGCCAGCACUGCCCACGCUCUAUAGCGAGGUGGCUACGACAGAAAUAUCCACGCUGGAUGCACUGCGCAUCGAGCAGCCAAAACUGCCCGCUUUACCCAGCCUGGGCGCGUUAGAGAUCCAGCAGCCCGCGUUGCCAGAAAUACCUACGCUCUAUAGCGAGGUGACCACGCCAGAGACACCCACGCUGGAUGCACUGCACAUCGAACGGCCAGAGCUGCCCGCGUUGCCCGAGCUGAGCGCGUUAGAGAUUAGCGUGCCGGAAAUGCCCCGCUUGAUAAGCGAGGUGGCCACGCCAGAAACGCCCACGCUGGAUGCAUUACGCAUCGAACGGCCAGAGCUGCCCGCGUUGCCCGAGCUAGGCGCGCUAGAGAUCCACGUGCCGGAAAUGCCCCGCUUGAUAAGCGAGGUGGCCACGCCAGAAACUCCCACGCUGGAUGCGCUGCACAUCGAACGACCGGAGCUGCCCGCUUUACCCAGCCUCGGCUCGCUAGAGAUCCACGUGCCGGAAAUGCCCCGCUUGAUGAGCGAGGUAGCCACAUCAGAAAUACCCACGCUGGAUGCAAUGCGUAUCAAGCAGCCAACGCUGCCCGCUUUACCCAGUCUGGGCGCGUUACAGAUCCAGCGCCCCGAACUGCCCAGCUUGGACACCCUGGCUUUCGAGUGGCCAGAACUCCCCCAGUUCGACCCGCUACGCAUCGACACCAGCGGCGUACAGAUUGACGCCCGCCCACCGCUGCAAAGCCACACCAGCCAGCCCAGUGGAGAUCAACGCAUGUUGUUUCCCAUUGCAAUUGAACGCGGCGACGAACAACACGCCUACGGCGUGGCGGUGCCUGAUUUGCCCGGCUGCCAUUCAGCAGGCGAUACCUUUGAAGAGGCGAUGACCAACGCGAAGGAAGCCAUUGAAGGCUGGCUAGAAGUCGCUGUGGACUACGGCGAUCCCAUUCCCGAAGCCACCUCCAUCGAACACCACAUGGAUAACCCCGAUUUUGAAGGCUGGAUCUGGGCCGUGAUCGAUAUCGACCUAACCCCCUACCUGGGCAAAAGCCACAAAAUCAACGUCACGUUGCCAGAUCUACUGGUGAAACAGAUUGACGACUUUGUCGCCAGCCACCCAGGGGAUAAAACACGAAGCGGCUUCCUCUCUCGGGUUGCCAUGGCAGAACUGGCCAAAGCACGUAAAAGCGCAUAA
Molecule: messenger RNA, 3444 nt
Organism: Ectocarpus sp. CCAP 1310/34
Lineage: Eukaryota; Phaeophyceae; Ectocarpales; Ectocarpaceae
Source: the annotation of a GenBank genome assembly